This is a messenger RNA of Mauremys reevesii (Reeves's turtle), 1943 nucleotides long. RefSeq names its product solute carrier family 25 member 28 (gene SLC25A28). Gene Ontology annotation, molecular function: ferrous iron transmembrane transporter activity. Gene Ontology annotation, biological process: iron import into the mitochondrion. The record is from RefSeq and is a predicted model, not a curated record. The coding region runs from base 819 to 1352 and encodes 177 amino acids. NCBI's taxonomy places the organism in Eukaryota, Metazoa, Chordata, Testudines, Geoemydidae. Gene Ontology annotation, cellular component: mitochondrial membrane. The transcript has 3 exons.
ACUCUGUACCAGCCCUACUGGAGCUCUGUGUCCACUCCUCUGCACUGGCUGUAAGGCAGGCAAGGGCUGUGCAGCAGUGGCUACAGUGAAUCAAGGAGAGAGCAUGAGUGGCACUAGAGGUGCUUGCUACUGUUUACACCUAUUCACUGGGCCAGAUGCAGCAAUGGGGAAAACAAAUGUGCCCUAGCUAAUGGGAGGGGGGAGCAGGGUGUGUGUGUGUGUGUUAGUUCUUUGGGCAGUCAGGAAUAGGGUCCGAGUAGGGGCCAAGGCUGGCUCUGUGGCUCUCCUAGGUGCUGUAAUGCCACCGAUUUCCUCAUCCAACCCAGGACACGGUUUCCUUGGUGAUGCUGUGCCAGGGUGAUGGUGGCCAACGGGCAGAGAGACAUGACUGGUAGCAGCGGCCGGGGCUGAUGCUUAGUGUGGUGGGCUUAAAGCAUUAGCCGUGCUGCACUCUGGCCGGUCUGCUCAAAAUGGAGCAGAUGUCCUAAGCAAUGUCCUCUCUCCAGUCACUAGCUAGCAGCCCAUCUGUGCAGUGCUCUGGUUCCACAUCACCCUUCCCUACCAAUCCCAGCGCUGGGCAAGGGGAAGUGCUGUACUCGUGCCUGCACCUGUUCAUAGAGCUGUCUGAGAUGUUCCCAGGUAUCUGGCUUUGAGGAACAGGUUAGUGGGGCUGGGAGCUGGCCAACACCUGCCCCUUGCUCACAGCAACACCUGUGGAUGGGAACUGCCUGCAGGACUCCCCCUCAUCUCUAGCUGGGAUUGACUGCAGCAUUGUGGGUGCAGCGGGGUGUGUAGCAACAUUGCUCCAUGAUGCAGCUAUGAACCCUGUGGAAGUGAUCAAGCAGAGGAUGCAGAUGUACAACUCACCGUACCAGCGGGUGACAGACUGUGUGCGGGCCGUAUGGCGCAACGAAGGGGCCAGGGCCUUCUACCGCAGCUAUACCACCCAGCUCACCAUGAACAUCCCCUUCCAAGCCAUCCACUUCAUGACUUACGAGUUUCUGCAAGAGCAGCUCAACCCCCAAAGACAGUAUAACCCUGGCUCCCAUGUGGUCUCGGGGGCCUGCGCGGGUGCUGUGGCUGCUGCUGCUACCACGCCAUUGGACGUUUGCAAAACGCUGCUCAACACCCAGGAGUCCCUGGCCUUGAACUCCAACAUCAGUGGACAUAUCACAGGCAUGGCCAAUGCCUUCAGGACGGUGUACCGAGUGGGCGGUGUGACCGCCUACUUCCGUGGGGUCCAGGCCCGGGUCAUUUACCAGAUGCCCUCCACAGCCAUUGCUUGGUCCGUGUACGAGUUUUUCAAAUACAUCCUCACCAAGCGCCAGGAGGAGCGCCGGGCUGGGAAAUGAGUCAGAGCUUGGCCCUGCUCUGGGCCCACAUAAUCUCCCCUCCCCGCCUCUGCCUUUCGGUGUCGCCCUUUGGUUUGGUUUGUGCUGGAGAUGGGGAGGCAGGAAAGCCCUUGGGUUCUAGCAAGGUCAUCUCUUGUGUGGGGCUGCUGCAGCUCUGCUCAGACAGCACAGCCUGCCCCUGUCCCCAGAACCCUCGAGUGAUGUCAUCCCGGAAACUACAGCCCAGGUUACCAGCCCUUGCACUUCCACCUAGGAGUUGUGUUCCUGCUCUUCCCCUAUCAAAUCUCCUUGAACCUAAAGCUUUGUCUCUCUGGGGAUAACAAACACCAUGACCCACCACUGUCAAGUCAAAGCUCAGGUGCUCAGGAAAGGUCCUUGCUGUUGCCUGGAGUGCCAGGGGCUAUUGGCUGGUUUCUGGCUGGGGGAAGUGUAAGCUUAGCCGUUGUCUAGCAGCAUGCACACACAGAUGCACACCUGACACCGACCACCCUGUUGCCAGCUGGCAGGAAGGAUUGCCUGGGAGGGGAGUUCAGAGAUUUGUGGUUGUUCCUACUCUUGGCACCUCCAAUAAAGAAUUCUGCUUUAUUGUCA